Molecule: messenger RNA, 1688 nt
Organism: Melopsittacus undulatus (budgerigar)
Lineage: Eukaryota; Metazoa; Chordata; Aves; Psittaciformes; Psittaculidae
Gene: DUSP15
Product: dual specificity phosphatase 15
Exons: 7
Coding region: 375-1022 (215 amino acids)
Biological process (GO): signal transduction; protein dephosphorylation
Cellular component (GO): cytosol
Molecular function (GO): protein tyrosine phosphatase activity; protein tyrosine/serine/threonine phosphatase activity
Source: RefSeq, a predicted model, not a curated record
GGUUUUGUUCUUCUCCCAACACUGCAGCCUUGUGCGGCCGCGGCAGGCAGCAGGCAGCGCGGGCCCCGUGCUCCCACGCCACGGCGCAGAGGGGGAGCCUCUCCUCCUUUGUCUGCUCCCGGCCACAGCCGCACCGGAGCACCCAGGGAAGGGCCUUGGCAGGAGCGGCGGAGGACACCGGCCAAGGUCCGCUCUGCUCCGGCACCGCCGCCGCCCGCUCGGCCUCGCCACGGGAGCCGAGCGCUUCAUGACGGAAACCCGAGCGGGGAGCAUCCGGAGCGGGGCCGGCAGCCGCGCCUGGGGCCGGGGAGGACGGCAGCAUUGGGGACAAGGGCACCCGCGUCCCGUUCGCCCCUCGGCGCCCGCUGCCGGCCAUGGGGAACGGCAUGAGCCAGAUCCUGCCCGGCCUCUACCUUGGGAACUUCAUCGAUGCCAAAGACCUCGAGCAGCUAACCCGGAACAAGAUCACACACAUCGUUUCCAUCCAUGAAUCUCCCCAGCCCUUGCUGCAGGACAUCACCUACCUCCGCAUCCCCCUGCCUGACACCCCCGAGGCCAACAUCAAGAGGCACUUCAAGGAAUGCAUCAGCUUCAUCCACCAGUGUCGCCUGCACGGAGGGAACUGCCUUGUCCAUUGCCUGGCUGGCAUCUCCCGCAGCACCACCGUGGUGGUCGCCUAUGUGAUGGCCGUGACGGAGCUGAGCUGCCAGGAGGUGCUGGAGGCCAUCAGGACCAUCCGGCCCGUGGCCAACCCCAACCCCGGCUUCAGGCAGCAGCUGGCUGAGUUCGGCGGCGGUGCAGCCCGUAAGGUCCGCAGGCACCUGAAGCAGAGGUAUGGGGCAUCCCCGUUCAAUGAUGAGGAGGAAAUAAGAGCUUUGCUGCCAGCAGGGAGAGGGGGACCCUCCAGGACAGAGGCAGCACUGCAAGGACGGGUCCCAAGAGGCAGAGACAUCAGGAGCACAACUCCCUUCCUGCUGCGGGUGAAGAGGACGUUCUCCUGCAUCCCGGCUUGUCUGAAGUGACCCCAGCCACGGGAGAGGAGCGAGGAUCACCCGAUAGCCUGGGAGAGACGAAGGAGCCGCCGCACAGGGGGCUCUGCAGUGACCCACACCGAGCCCAGCUCCUUCUUCUCUUCUGGGGUGUGAAUGUGCCAUCCCCUGCCCUGGCUCCCAGGCAGGGAUUCACAUGCACUGCUGGGCUCCGCAGCGCUCGGUGGGCUCAGCCUCUUCACAUCCAGCACUCUGAGGACACUUGGUGAGAGGCACCGGUCUCUGUCCCCACAGAGCCACCAAGGGGGUCCCCUGUGCCGCGGGGCCAGCACCCAAGUGAUGCCAGCAGCAGCUUUAGCACCUGGGUACCCACUGCACGGCCCUCGGGCCCACAGGGUGUGGGUUUCCCCACCAGCAGCACAAGCUCCCAGAGCCGAGGUGAUGGGCACGUGGGUGCAUUAGCAGGUAAUGCCACCACAGCAAGGGGCCAGCUCCAGCCCGGCCAAGCACAAGCCCUGAGCGAGCACUGUAGCUUUAGGAGCCCAUUGCACCCCAUUCCCACCCAUCCCAGGGCACAAUCUGUACAAAAGGUGGGAACUAAGCAUUUAACCUGGCCAGACCUCACUAAAGCAGAGCCUUAAGCCAUUUUGCUUAAAGACUUUCUAUGUCCCCCCAGUAAUAAACACCUUUUCUCCAUGA